Messenger RNA from Drosophila willistoni, 909 nucleotides. Its product is annotated as putative gustatory receptor 93c. The coding region runs from base 1 to 909 and encodes 302 amino acids. Gene Ontology annotation, biological process: sensory perception of taste. NCBI's taxonomy places the organism in Eukaryota, Metazoa, Arthropoda, Insecta, Diptera, Drosophilidae. Gene Ontology annotation, cellular component: membrane. The record is from RefSeq and is a predicted model, not a curated record. The transcript is spliced from 4 exons.
AUGAUUAUGCAAUAUUUUCAUGGACAAGAUCUGAUCCGUUUGGUUCAAAGAUUUUUCAAAAUUUUCCAACGCGUCGGUGAAUUGAAGCGACCCAAACAAAUGGGAUAUGGCGGCAAUCGCGAACUUUUCUUAUUAUUGUUGGAAAUGUUUCUGAACCGUUUGAAUUUCUAUCGAUUUCGUGUACGUCUUUUGGGUUUAUUUGAGGUAUCCAAUGAAUUUCUGCGACUCUUUCGACGAGUCCGUGGCCUAUCGGAGAGGGGCAAGGAUAAGACAGGAUUUGGUGGCGUAAGAGAAUUGGUCCUGCUUCUGAUCAAGACAUUUUGCAUAUUCCAUGAGCUCGUGUGCGAAUGGCCUAUGCUUUUUCAUUCGUCUGAUCUUCUUACCUUUUCAUCGGUGCUGUGCGAAAUAUUUGUCGGACUUGGAGCUGGCAUGGUGAUGCAUAGCUGUUUUGUGGGUUUCCUCAGUCUGGGUGCCCUCUUUGCCGAUUUUAAUAGCUAUGUACGCCACGAUUUACGCCGCCAACUGCGCGCUUUGGAGCGACCUCACGAUGCAUGCCCCAAUCGGCGACAUUUGAGGGCUAUGGGCUUUCGCCUGGACGAGUGCUUCGCCGUCUAUGAUGAAAUUCAAAGUGUUGGUCGCGAAUUCAAUCGACUCAUUAAUGUACCCCUCGUGCUCAGUGUAUUGGUUAACUUCUCUGUCAUGGCUAUGGUCUCAUUUCAUGCCAUAAUGUUUUCGAGGACAAUUGUUUCCUACAUUUGGCUUGUGGUGGCCAAACUCUUCUUGGAUAUUGCAAUCCUCACCAUAGCAGUUCACGGAGCUGUAAGCAGUUCCCGUCAAAUACGGCGUCUUGGUCUGGAGAAUUGUUAUGUCAGCGAGCACAAUGAAUGGCAUCUCAAGAUGAUACCCUAG